GGGCGGUGUAAGAGAGGAGGAGCAAAGGAGCAGGUGAGAAAGCAAAAGAGAAAAUGAAGAAUGUGCAAAAACAAAGAAGACAUCAGAGCAAAAAUGGCACAUAAAACACACCGUCUCUCAGAGCUGAGGAUUGUGCUGCUGGGGUGCAGAAAUGCUGGGAAGAGCUCAGCAGGAAACACCAUCCUGAACAGAGAGGAGUUUGAGUUAAAGAGAACUGCUCAGUGUGUGAAGAGACAGAGAGAAGUAGCAGGGAGACACAUCACUGUGGUCGAAGCUCCAGGAUGGUGGAGUAAUAUACCAGUAAAGGUGAGCACUGAGUUACUGAAACAGGAGACUGUGCUCAGUGUGUCUCUGUGUCCUCCAGGACCUCAUGUACUAUUACUGGUCAUAUGUUUGGACAGAAAAUUUAAAGAGAGUGGCAGAAAAGUACUACAGGAACACUUAAAAAAUUUCACUGAGAGAGUCUGGAGUCACACUAUACUGCUGUUCACUCAUGGAGACUGUCUGGGAGACACACCCAUAGAGCAGCACAUUGAGAGGGAAGAGAAGGAGCUCCAGUGGCUGGUUGAGAAAUGUGGGAACAGGUAUCAUGUUCUCAACAAUAAGAACAGGAGUGAUGACACUCAGGUCACAGAGCUGCUGGAGAAGAUAGAGGAGAUGGUGGCAGCAAACAGUGGACGCCAUUUUGAAAUGGACAGAAAGAUUCUACAGGAGGUGGAAGAGAAGAGGAAAGCAGAGGAAGAGAGAGCUAAAGAGAGGAUGAUGAAGGUGCAGCAACAGAAAGAGCAUAGAAAGAGCAAGAACAUCAGAUCAUGCAUAGGUGACACCAACUAUCUCUCAGAGCUGAGGAUUGUGCUGUUGGGAUACAGAUAUGCUGGGAAGAGCUCAGCAGGAAACACCAUCCUGAACAGAAAGGAGUUUGAGUUAAAGAGAGCUGCUCAGUGUGUGAAGAGAGAGAGAGAAGUAGCAGGGAGACACAUCACUGUGGUUGAAGCUCCAGGAUGGUGGAGUGAUGAACCUGUAGAGGACAGCACUGAGUUACUGAAACAGGAGAUUGUGCUCAGUGUGUCUCUGUGUCCUCCGGGACCUCAUGUUGUACUGCUGAUCAUAGAUGUGGACACUGCGAUUGAAGAAAAUGAGGGGAAAAUUUUCAGUGCAUACUUGGAGCUUCUCACUGAGAGAGUGUGGUGUCACACUUUAGUGCUGUUCACCUGUGGAGACUGUCUGGGAGACACACCUAUAGAGCAGCACAUUGAGAGUGAAGGGAAGGAGCUCCAGUGGCUGGUUGAGAAAUGUGGGAACAGGUAUCAUGUUCUCAACAAUAAGAACAGGAGCGAUGACACUCAGGUCACAGAGCUGCUGGAGAAGAUAGAGGAGAUGGUGGCAGCAAACAGUGGACGCCAUUUUGAACUGGACAGAAAGAUCCUACAGGAGGUGGAAGAGAAGAGGAGAGCAGAGGAAGAGAGAGCUAAAGAGAGGAUGAUGAAGGUGCAGAAACAGAGAGAGCACAUCAGAUCAUGGAUGGGUGAUACACACUGUCUCUCAGAGCUGAGGAUUGUGCUGCUGGGGUACAGAUAUGCUGGGAAGAGUUCAGCAGGAAACACCAUCCUGAACAGAGAGGAGUUUGAGUUAAAGAGAGCUGCUCAGUGUGUAAAGAGACAGAGAGAAGUAGCAGGGAGACACAUCACUGUGGUUGAAGCUCCAGGAUGGUGGAGCAAUAAACCUGUAGAGGAGAGCACUGAGUUACUGAAACAGGAGGUUGUGCUCAGUGUGUCUCUGUGUCCUCCGGGACCUCAUGCUGUACUGCUGAUCAUACGUGUAGACUGCACAUUUAAAGAGCAUGAGAGAAAAGUAUUAGAUGGAAGCCUGAAGCUUCUGCUUGAGAGAGUGUGGAGUCACACUAUAGUGCUGUUCACUCGUGGAGACUGUCUGGGAGACACACCCAUAGAGCAGCACAUUGAGAGUGAAGGGAAGGAGCUCCAGUGGCUGGUUGAGAAAUGUGGGAACAGGUAUCAUGUUCUCAACAAUGAGAACAGGAGUGAGACAGAGCUGCUGGAGAAGAUAGAGGAGAUGGUGGCAGCAAACAGUGGACGCCAUUUUGAAAUGGACAGAAAGAUUCUACAGGAGGUGAAAGAAAAGAGGAGAGCAGAGGAAGAGAGAGCUAAAGAGAGGAAGAAGGUGGAGAAACAGAAAGAUGACAUCAGAUCACAGAUAGGUGAUACAAAUCAUCUCUCAGAGCUGAGGAUUGUGCUGCUGGGGAGUAUAAAUACUGGGAAGAGUUCAGCAGGAAACACCAUCCUGAACAGAAAGGAGUUUGAGUUAAAGAGAGCUGCUCAGUGUGUAAAGAGACAGAGAGAAGUAGCAGGGAGACACAUCACUGUGGUUGAAGCUCCAGGAUGGUGGAGAGAUGUAGGUGUAGAGGAGAGCACUGAGUUACUGAAACAGGAGAUUGUGCUUAGUGUGUCUCUGUGUCCUCCGGGACCACAUGCCCUGCUGCUGAUCAUACGUUUGAACACCAUAUUUAAAGAAAAAGAGAAAAAUGUGUUAGAAGGACACAUGAAGCUUCUGCUUGAGAGAGUCUGGAGUCACACUAUAGUUCUAUUCACUCAUGGAGACUGUCUGGGAGACACAACCAUAGAGCAGCACAUUGAGAGUGAAGGGAAGGAGCUCCAGUGGCUGGUUGAGAAAUGUGGGAACAGGUAUCAUGUUCUCAACAAUGAGAACAGGAGUGAUGACACUCAGGUCACAGAGCUGCUGGAGAAGAUAGAGGAGAUGGUGGCAGCAAACAGUGGACGCCAUUUUGAACUGGACAGAAAGAUCCUACAGGAGGUCCAAGCGAGGAGGAUGACAGAGAAAAGGAGAUCACUGGAGAGGCUGACGAAGGUGCGGAAGCAGAGAGAAUACUUCAGAUCACAAAUAAGUGAUACACACCAUCUCUCAAAGCUGAGGAUUUUACUGCUGGGAUACAGAGAUGCUGGGAAGAGUUCAGCAGGAAACACCAUCCUGAACAGAGAGGAGUUUGAGUUAAAGAGAACUGCUCAGUGUGUGAAGAGGCAGAGAGAAGUAGCAGGGAGACACAUCACUGUGGUUGAAGCUCCAGGAUGGUGGAGUAAUAAACCUGUGGAGGAGAGUACUGAGUUACUGAAACAGGAGAUUGUGUUCAGUGUGUCUCUGUGUCCUCCAGGACCUCAUGCUUUACUACUGGUCAUACGUUUGGACACCAUAUUUAGAGAAAAUGAAAGAACAGCAUUAGUGAAACAACUGAAACCUCUUUCUGAAAAAAUAUGGCGACACACUAUAGUGCUGUUCUCUUGUGGAGACUGUCUGUUAGACACACCCAUAGAGCAGCACAUUGAGAGUGAAGGGAAGGAGCUCCAGUGGCUGGUUGAGAAAUGUGGGAACAGGUAUCAUGUUCUCAAUAAUGAGAACAGGAGUGAUGACACUCAGGUCACAGAGCUGCUGGAGAAGAUAGAGGAGAUGGUGGCAGCAAACAGAGGACACCAUUUUGAAAUAAAAGGAAGGAUUUUUCAGAAAGUUAAUGAAAAGAGGAAAGAAAAGGAAACAAGAGCAAAAGAGAGGAUGCUGAAUGUGCGGAAGCAGAGAGAAGACAUAAGAUCAAAAAUGAAGCAUUCUCCUACACAGAUUUUCCAACAUCUUUCAGAGCUGAGGAUUGUGCUGCUGGGGAGCAGCUAUUCAGGGAAGAGUUCAGCAGGAAACACCAUCCUGAACAGAGAGGAGUUUGAGUUAAAGAGAACUGCUCAGUGUGUGAAGAGACAGAGAGAAGUAGCAGGGAGACACAUCACUGUGGUUGAAGCUCCAGGAUGGUGGAGUAAUAAACCUGUAGAGUUACUGAAACAGGAGAUUGUGCGCAGUGUGUCUCUAUGUUUUCCUGGACCUCAUGCACUACUGAUAGUCAUAUGUUCAGAUACUUUGUUUAAGAAAAAUGAGAAAAAGGCACUAAAAAAUUGCCUAAAAUUAUUCAAUGAGAAUAUCUGGAGUCACAUUAUAGUGCUGUUCACCUUUGGAGACUGUCUGGGAGACACACCCAUAGAGCAGCACAUUGAGAGUGAAGGGAAGGAGCUCCAGUGGCUGGUUGAGAAAUGUGGGAACAGGUAUCAUGUUCUCAACAAUAAGAACAGGAGUGAUGACACUCAGGUCACAGAGCUGCUGGAGAAGAUAGAGGAGAUGGUGGCAGCAAACAGUGGACGUCAUUUUGGACAGAGGAUGGAAAUGAAACGUAGGCAGAAAGGAACAAAAUGGAAAGCAAGGAGGCUAAGAAAGUGGCUACGGAGGAGAUCAUGUAGCUGUCCACCUGUUUGGGGAAGAAGACCACAGUUAAAACAUCGUAAGACAGCUCUUCGUGGUGGUUUUACACAUGUCAGGCAGCCAAGCGAAGAAUAUAUAUAUGAACUUCUACCCAAGAAACUCAGAAGACUCAGUGAGCCAUGCAUAGGAGAUAUAUAUGAACUUCUACCCAAGAAACUCAGAAGACUCAGUGAGCCAUGCAUAGGAGAUAUGAGGAGACCAAGACCUCAACCUGAGCUCAGCCAGCCAAUCAGAGAUAUAGGUGAACCUAAUUACAGAAGACCUAACGAGUCAUGUAGAGAAGCAACAUUUUUUAUACGGAGGAUGCAGAAGGCGGAAGUGGAGAUAAAUGCUACAGGUUUUACAGGCUGUUCCCCACCAUUUUUCAAAGGAACUGUGCAGCCCUGUCAGCAGCCCUCAACAGAUGCUGAAAUAUUCAUUCCUGAAAUGAUGGAUUUGGAGAUCAAGAACGGUAAUUCAUACAGGUUUCUAUGCCCUCAUGCUGGUCAGUUCCAGUGCAAAGUGACUAGUCUUGUGUUUGAGAUGGAGAGUGAAGGAGAGGUGCUGUACAGAAUAGACUCUUGGGAUGCCCGUCUGUUGGAUGGUUUAGGUCCGAUGAAGCCUGCAGGUCCUCUUUACAACAUUGACUGCUUUGAAGGUUCAAUCAGUCAUCUGCACCUCCCACACUGUGAGAUACAAUAUGGGGAAAACCAGGAUAAGCUGGCUGUGGCACACUUCACUGGUGAUAAUAUAGAGGUCAUAUCACCCCUGAACGUGACAAACACACAUGUGGUUAUUAUCAUCCAAGGCCUCUCUUUCUUUGGCCUUCUGAAAAGGAUGAUAUUCUCUGCUAGUCCGAUCAAUGGCCAGGUAUUACUGUUCUAUAAGGAAAUAACUGGCAAACAAACCCGGAAAAAACUACACGUUCAUUUACUGCCAGGCAAUGUACCUGUUGAAGAGGUAAAGAAUCGGCAUAUGGACCUCAGGAACAUUAACACCAGCUCUAAAUGUCAGCUGACCCCUGGUAAAAAAUAUAGACCAUCCUGUGACCCGUACGUAUUCCAGCCAAAGGUUGAAACAUUUGACUGUGACUAUGGUCCCAACUAUCACCCCACAUUUGAGGUGUUUCUCGACUCAAAGGCUGAGGAUGUCACAAUAGGUCUUUUGAAUGAAAAUGGUCAGGAAGUUUGGGAGCCUCGUCUCGUUUUUCUUACAGAUUAUGGUACUGAUGCAGCCCCACCCAACAUGGAUUCAGUAGGUGCUGAAUUUGUGGCUGAAAAAAGGGAAAUGCUCAUUCAGAAAGUUUCCUCAGUGAUGGAAAUUGCAGACUGUCUACAAAGUCAAAACAUGAUCACUGAUGAAAUGUACAACAACAUUCAAACUGCCAAAACAUCUCAGGAGCAAAUGAGGAUCUUGUACAGAGCUCUAGACUCAGGAGGAGCAGCUGUGAAAGCAGAAUUCUAUGAAAUCCUUAAAAAGAAGCUGCCUUUCUUAGUGGAUGAACUGGAGGCUGGACCCAGCAAAGGUUAAAGGACUUUUCAAGAGGAACUUCUCUAACAGCUAAUAAUACAGCUACAAACUUGUACUGGUAAUUUUUUACAGGCACAGGGGUGCAGGGGCUUCACUAGAAAAUUAUGAAGAGGGGGCCAAGCCUUAAAUGUCUGUUCCUCAUGAAUAUUUUGAAAGAUUGGCACACAGAAAAUCUGUCCAUUUAUGGUUUGUAAUAAGCACAAAUCUAAUAGGACCUAAUUGUAAAUUAAGGA
Colossoma macropomum (tambaqui) is the source of this 6068-nucleotide messenger RNA. RefSeq lists its product as uncharacterized. NCBI's taxonomy places the organism in Eukaryota, Metazoa, Chordata, Actinopteri, Characiformes, Serrasalmidae. Gene Ontology annotation, biological process: innate immune response; regulation of apoptotic process; inflammatory response. The record is from RefSeq and is a predicted model, not a curated record. Gene Ontology annotation, molecular function: GTP binding.